AGGUGGAAUAGAGCUUUAUUACGACAAGGCCCGAGAGUUUUGGAGGACCUUUCGAAUGAGAUUUCCCCAUGCGAAAAGGGUGGUUGUUAACAGCAAUAGGGAAAAGAGGUACGAGAGAUAUCAAAACGAUGAGCCUAUUGCAUAUGCUCUAAAGAUACUUGUCGAGACAUGCCCAGUUGACCUGGAGAUUUCGGUUUUUGUACUGGUAGAGAUAAUCGUCUUAUAGAUAAUGGUAAAUGGAGGAAACUUGCGUCUAAGUUUGAACGCAAGACCGUUCUUAUGCCUCGUAGGAGAUUUAAUGGGCUGGCUGGUAAAUUCAACAGACUGCUCCAUGAAGAAGAGACGAAUCAAUUACAACUUACAGGCCUUGGGGUAGUCGCAAUCGAGGCUUUCGAUCGACAAUACUUUAGCAAGGAAAAUCCCGAGCCAUUUCGUUGCCCUACGGGUCAAUGCGAAGUCUACUUAGAAAAGGCUGGGCAGUGGACGCAGCAUGCUUGUGAGAGACAUGGGGCCGACUUGUAUAUGAAACAACCUGAGAUUCUACCUUCCACAUUACCACAUGUUUUCGAAGAACGUAAAAACAGUCUGAUAAAAGGGAGGGGAGCGCGACUAAGGGAAUUCAGAAAGAUCCAUAAUGAUUGGAAUGAGGAAGGGGGUAAGAAGAGACAGGAGCUAGAGCGGGGUUGGAUUCAUCAGUUGGAUAACGACGAGACAUGGAACACAGGGGUAAAGGGAGAAGAUAGUAAGCUCUGGGAAAAUUUCAUUUGGAUGAUGGGUUUUCCAACUUCAUGUAUAGAAUAGAUACUAACUAGAGGCUGGAUAUCUUUAUAUGGAGCUAUAAUAUUAUCUCCUCACAUGUUAUAGC
Messenger RNA from Aaosphaeria arxii CBS 175.79, 865 nucleotides. RefSeq lists its product as uncharacterized. Lineage: Eukaryota; Fungi; Ascomycota; Dothideomycetes; Pleosporales. The coding region runs from base 280 to 801 and encodes 173 amino acids. The transcript has 2 exons. The record is from RefSeq and is a predicted model, not a curated record.